Molecule: messenger RNA, 1314 nt
Organism: Gambusia affinis (western mosquitofish)
Lineage: Eukaryota; Metazoa; Chordata; Actinopteri; Cyprinodontiformes; Poeciliidae
Product: vascular cell adhesion protein 1-like
Exons: 7
Coding region: 185-1147 (320 amino acids)
Source: RefSeq, a predicted model, not a curated record
CAGUUUCCCCAUAGCAACUGAUGGCUUGUUUGUUGAACUUGUUUCUGUUUUCGCUGGACAUUUGAUGACAGUUUUGCAUUUGAUUGGGUGAAUUGGCAGAAGUUGUGAAGAAAAGACAAAAAAAAAACUUUAAAGCCACUUUAAUCUAAAAGCCAGCAGCAGAUGGUCUAAUGUAUUUCCAGAGAUGAAGAUCUAUCAGAGUCUGUCUGAGAACAUCCUGACAGUCAACAUGUUACUGAGUGUCUUCUUUCUUCCCGAUUCUGCUUGGAGUCCCAGCAUUAAUGUUCCCUCUGACCUGAAGGAGCAUCAGUCUGUCACUGUAACCUGCUCAACUUUCACUCCCUGUCCACACUCACCUCCUGAACUCACCUGGAAUCUCCAACAAGACUCUCUCAGACAAACUGAGAAAAACACAGAUGGAACCUUUACAACUAAAAUCCAGGAGAGCAUCACUCUGUCAGACACACAUGAUGAAUACAACAUCAGAUGUUCUGCCAGAUAUCCUGUGAUUGGAGGAAACAAGACAGCAGAGACAGAAGUGACUCUCAGUGUUUCCUAUGCUCCUAGAAACACCUCAGCAUCCAUCAGUCCAUCAGGUUUGGUGUCAGCAGGUAGCUGGGUGGAGCUGAGCUGCUCCAGCAGAGCCAAACCUCCACCCAGAUUCACCUGGUUCAAGAACAGUGAACAUGGAGCCAUGAAUGUAUCUGUGGAGCAGAUUUACAGCUUCAAUGUUACUGAUGGAGGAAAGUAUCACUGUGUGGCUACAAAUCAUCUGGGGAAUCAAACGUCACCAAUAAUCUCUAUAAGUAACAAAGGUCCAACUGCCGGUCUUGCAGUCUGGAUGGGUAUUUUAGUGGGAAUCAUUGUGUUCAUCUGCCUGAUUGUUGUUUGUGCUUGGUACUUGAAGUGCAAACGUGCAACUCCACAACAGACUCAGAGUCAAACAGGUGAGGAUGCUGCUGUUGAAAAAUCAGCCGAUGGAAGAGAGGAAAUACUUCAUUAUGAAGAAGUGAACUUCCUUCAGAGGAGACCUGGAGCUUCCUCCAUGUCAGCACAGGACAGCAGGCAGCAGGAGACGGUGUACUCUCAGGUCAAGGUGUCUGUUGCCACGGCAGAAGAUCUCUGCGCUCAAGUGAAGGAAAUAUGAUGUGUUUUAUGUCAGAAGGCUUGACCUUUUUGACUUGUUAGUUUUGGACAGAGUUCAGUGGGAGAACGUCUUAAACCCACUGGUCUCAUAAUCUUAUCAUAAGUGUCAUUGUUUCUACUCUUACGAAAAAUCCCACGAAAAUCACAUGUGGAAAUGUGUGAUUCACA